GCUGUUCAAAAUGUGAAACUCUGCCUGCAUUGUGUGAACCAGCAGGGGAAUCAGACAACCAUCGGUGGUGCAGCGGACGAGGUGGCUUUGUAAUAAGGAUCAUGUGGUGGGCCUGGCCGUUCCUGCCCGCUCUGGUGCUUCUCUCCGAGCUCUCUGUGGUGAGAGUACAGACUGCGCCAUGCCAGACCUGCCGUAAACUCUCAGACAGUUUCAUUAAGGGCUUGGGGAAAACAGCCAACAAGAACUUUGGGGGAGGUAACACUGCCUGGGAGGAAGAAAAGCUCGCCAAGUAUGCACGCAGUGAGACGCGGCUUCUAGAGAUAGUAGAAGCUGCUUGUGAGAAAACAGAUUUUGAAUGUAACCAGCUGCUGGAGCAGAUAGAGGACCAAGUGGAGACAUGGUGGUUCCACAGGCAGCAGGAGGCACCGGACCUGUUUGAGUGGCUGUGCAUAGAGGAGCUGAGACUCUGCUGUCCACCUGGACGCUUUGGACCCGACUGCAAAGAGUGUCCAUCUGGCCCUGGUGGUGUUUGUGGAGGUCUGGGACGCUGCGAGGGGGAGGGGACUCGCCUGGGAGAUGGAGAGUGUGUGUGCGAUCCCGGAUACUCAGGCCACCUGUGCCAGAGUUGUGCUGAUGGCUACUACAGAGAGAAAAGCUCCAAUGACAGCAUUGGAGCCUGUGCAGCUUGCUACCACUCAUGUAAGAAAUGUGCAGGGCCACAGGACUACAAAUGCUUUGACUGCAAACCUGGCUGGAUGCUUCAUGACAACAAGUGCGUGGACAUUGACGAGUGUGGUACAGAGCUGGCUCGCUGUGCGUCUAACACCUACUGUCACAACACAGAUGGAUCAUAUGAAUGCAGAGGCUGUGACCAGGCGUGUGUGGGCUGCAUGGGUAGUGGUCCUGCCCGCUGUAAGAAAUGUUCACGUGGCUACAGAUUAAAAGGAGCCAAGUGUCUCGAUAUUGAUGAAUGUAGUGACCGUGCAAUAGCAUGCCCAGGACUCAAUGAGGCUUGUAUCAAUGAGGAGGGCUCCUUCCACUGUGACUGCGCUGAUGGAUUCAUUAGAAGAGAUAGCAUUUGUGUUGAGAAUAAGCCACCUGCUGGGCCAGAGAAGGGGCUGUUUGAUGACAUAACAGAUGAGGAGGUCCUUGUGCUUCAGCAGAUGUUCUUUGGCGUGGUAAUCUGUGCCCUAGCUACGCUCGCUGCAAAGGGCGACAUGGUUUUCACAGCCAUUUUCAUUGGAGGUGUGGCCGCUAUGGCUGGAUACUGGCUGACAGAAAAAGGAGACUACAUGCUGGAUGGAUUUCUGAAAGGACGCUAGACAGUCUGGGACCACGAUUUGGAACCUUGGAAUACCAGCCGGUUAGGGGCAGGAAACUAUCCCUACAAUGCUUGCCUUUCAGGGAUUUAUUUGGGAUUGGGGAGUUACUUGAAAGGGCUUGGGUUUGUUUAUGUUUAUGAAUAGACAAUGCAGGAAAAACUGAGAACUUGAAGGCCAUGAAGCGUGAAUCUUGAAGGGGAAUAACAAAGCAACACUGCACUGAUGUAAAGGAACUAAACUGAAUCCCCUACCUCGACUCUGUUGGGAACAAGGGUGACGUGAAGACCACUACUGAUUGUUAAAGUUUAUUAUGCAUUUGGAUGUUGCUCAAGAAAUGAUGUCGUUUUCUUCCACACAAUCAAAACCUCCUGUCGCCGUGUCCAUUAUGUUUUUCAUUAUCUCAAUGCUUCUUGUAAUGGGCAUGGGGUUAGAUAAGGGAAUUUCCACAAUCACCCCAAAAAGAGAGCUCAUGGAAACUCUGGGAUAUUUCCAUUAUGAACCACUGAUUAUUUAUGUUCACAGAACGACUUUUUACCUCCUUACUUACUGAAUGAUUCUUUUUAGUAAUAAUGCAUGAAAAUAGAAUUUGAAAUGAAAGGUACAACACUGUAUGUAUUAAUUUAUUGUUAUAUUUUGGCAUGGAAGACUGACUUCAACAGCUGCUGGAUCACCAACAUUACUGCUAUUGACCAUUUAAUGAGUGUGUGAGGGAAUGUGCUUUGGGAAAAUACCAGCUCUAAUCUGGAUGAUUAAAGCCAUUUUCUGUUGCCUUUUAAUUUAUUUUGAAAGCAAUAUUUAUUGGAAAGAUGUUUAUCAUAUUUCACAUUUCCUGUAUAUUUUUGUGUGCAUUUUCAAUGCAAUUUUUAAAUCUGUUCAGUUGUAAUUCUAGCAGAUAUUGUAGCAUCAUGUUAGAAAGCCACUGAAGCAUCACUUCUUACCCGUCCAUCUAAUUUCUUUGGGUUUUCUAUUGUGGGAAGUUGUUCAGUCAUUAUUCAUUAUCGAUGUUCGCUUUACAAUAAAAAGUUUGUCACAUCUCA
Molecule: messenger RNA, 2359 nt
Organism: Morone saxatilis (striped sea-bass)
Lineage: Eukaryota; Metazoa; Chordata; Actinopteri; Moronidae
Gene: creld1b
Product: protein disulfide isomerase Creld1
Molecular function (GO): calcium ion binding
Source: RefSeq, a predicted model, not a curated record